UCAAUCACUCCUUUGUUUCAUUCGUCGUCCGCUUCUCUGAACUAUUCGGUCUUUAACGAAGUUUUGGAUUGCAAAGUAUUGUAUUUGGACGAUACAGGUUCUAGAGCUUUUCUUUUUACAUUUGGGUUGCAAAAAACACUGCACAAAGAUGAAGAAAAUGUUAGCUCUUGGAUUUGAGGGUUCAGCGAACAAGAUUGGAGUUGGAGUUGUGAGCCUUGAUGGGUCAAUACUAUCCAAUCCAAGGCACACUUACAUCACUCCUCCUGGUCAAGGAUUUCUCCCACGAGAAACUGCACAUCAUCACCUUGAACAUAUUCUUCCUCUUGUGAAAUCUGCUCUCGAUACUGCUCAAGUAACAAAGGAUGAUAUCGACUGUCUUUGUUAUACCAAAGGACCAGGCAUGGGUGCACCCCUCCAGGUUGCAGCUAUUGUCGUUCGUGUUCUUUCUCAACUCUGGAAGAAACCUAUUGUUGCAGUAAAUCAUUGUGUUGCACAUAUCGAAAUGGGUAGGAUUGUCACUGGGGCUAUUGACCCUGUUGUGUUGUAUGUAAGUGGAGGCAACACACAAGUGAUUGCUUAUAGUGAAGGAAGGUAUCGAAUUUUUGGUGAGACCAUUGAUAUUGCUAUUGGAAACUGCUUGGACCGGUUUGCUAGGGUUCUGACUCUGUCUAAUGAUCCUAGCCCUGGGUACAACAUUGAGCAGCUCGCUAAGAAAGGAGAGAAGUUUAUUGACAUACCGUAUGUGGUGAAAGGGAUGGAUGUUUCAUUCUCUGGAAUAUUAAGCUACAUAGAAAUGACAGCUGAAGAGAAACUCAAGAACAAUGAAUGCACUCCUGCAGAUUUGUGUUACUCCCUUCAGGAAACACUCUUUGCAAUGCUUGUGGAAAUCACAGAAAGAGCAAUGGCACAUUGUGACAAAAAAGAUAUUUUGAUUGUUGGAGGUGUUGGCUGCAAUGUUCGAUUGCAGGAGAUGAUGAAAGUCAUGUGUUCUGAGAGGGGUGGAAAUUUGUUUGCAACCGAUGACAGGUAUUGCGUUGACAAUGGGGCAAUGAUUGCAUACACCGGACUAUUAGCCUUUGCUCAUGGAACAUCAACUCCUUUCGAGGAAUCAACAUUCACUCAAAGAUUCCGAACUGAUGAAGUGUUGGCAAUCUGGAGAGACAAAAAGGAACCAUCAAUUGCGGAUGGCCUUGUAGCGAAGAAUUGAUGGAUACAUAAAUCCACACUCACAUUGAAGAAUUCAGUGGUGAAAAGGUGGAAACAAUCUCAUUUAAAGGUAUUAGUUGUACUCAAUUUUAGUCAUUUAUUAGCAAGUUGUAUUCAAUGGAAAACCAAACCUAUAACUGUUCUAUCUCCUUGUCAUGUUCCUGUGGUCUAUGCCACAAUGAUUUAACUGGUGUUGGUAUUGUGUGUUUCAUUACUUAAGGUCAGUCAAUAUGAUAGAUUCAGUUAGCUGGUUGAUUAUUUAAUGUUUUCAAUGAAAUGAAUCUGUGUAAACCUAACAUGGACACCAUACCAUGACUUGGGUUAGUGUCCAUAUCCAUAGCCUGCAGCCAUAAAUAACAUAAUUGAUGUGAUAUCAAUUUUCUGAUCAUAUGAUUUAAGUGAAGAC
Molecule: messenger RNA, 1612 nt
Organism: Impatiens glandulifera
Lineage: Eukaryota; Viridiplantae; Streptophyta; Magnoliopsida; Ericales; Balsaminaceae
Product: probable tRNA N6-adenosine threonylcarbamoyltransferase
Exons: 4
Coding region: 149-1207 (352 amino acids)
Biological process (GO): tRNA threonylcarbamoyladenosine modification
Cellular component (GO): cytoplasm; EKC/KEOPS complex
Source: RefSeq, a predicted model, not a curated record